GCCUUCUAAUCCUCGAGGCCACACCCGACCCGAUAGCAAGAAACAAGCAACGAAGUUUCUGUUUCGAGCAAGGAGCGGUAGAGAUUUCAAACGAGAGGUUGUCAGUUAACCCGAGAGUUGAGGAGCUGAAAGAAAAUGGCGACGACCAAGCUGUCCCCGCUCUCGCCCGUGCGGCCGGACGACAAGCGGCGCGCGCCGGCGGCGUCGGUCGUGCUGAAGGUGCAGGACAGCUCGGCGGCCGAGGCGUACGAGCAGUACCUGCGGCUGCCGGAGCUGUCGAGGCUGUGGAAGGCCGCGUGCUGCCCGGGCUGGCCCGACGAGGGCCUGGUCAAGCCCGCGCUGCAGGCGCUGGAGAUCACCUUCCGCUUCGUCUCCGUCGCGCUCUCCGACCCGCGGGGCUACGCCAGCCGCCGCGAGCUGGCGCGGCGGCUCGAGUUGCUCGCCGCGCGGGAGGUGGAGGUGGUGGCCGCGCUCUGCGAGGGGGACCGCGGCGCGCCGCUGGCCGAGCUCAGCGCGUCCGAGGGCGUGCUCCCCCGGGAGCGGAGUGCCUCGGAGGUGUGGCAGCUGCCGGGGAGCGCGGCUGCGGUGGUGUGCCAUGCCAGUGAGGCCAGCUUGCUCCCGCGCCUCGCCGCGUGGGACAAGUCCGAGACCCUGGCGGCCAAGAUCAAGUACGCCAUCGAGAGCCAGAUGCAGGGCUGCGCCUUCUCCCUCGGCCUCGGCGAGCCCAACCUCGCCGGCAAGCCGGUGCUGGAGUACGACCGCGUCGUGCAGCCGCACGAGCUGCACGCCCUCAAGCCCAGGGUGGCGCCGGAGGCCAAGACCGGCUACCGCAACCGGGAGAACGAGGCGCUGUUCACCAUCCACCAGAUUCUUGAGUCCUGGCUGUGCGCUGCGUCUCAGCUUCUCACCCGCCUGAACAGCCGGAUCGAAGCGAAGGACUGGGAGGCGGCGGCGAGCGACUGCUGGAUCCUGGAGCGGAUCUGGAAGCUGCUCGCCGACAUCGAGGACCUGCACCUGCUCAUGGACCCGGACGACUUCCUGCGGCUCAAAAGCCAGCUCGCGAUACGGCCGGCGCCGGACGGCACCGACGCGUCCUUCUGCUUCCGGUCCAGAGCGCUGCUGCACGCCGCGAACGCCACGAGGGACAUCAAGAAGCUGGUGCCGUGGGUGAUCGGCGUGGAGGCGGACCCCAAUGGCGGGCCGAGGGUGCAGGAGGCGGCCAUGAGGCUGUACCACGGCCGGAGGCGCGGCGAGGGCGAGGAAGCCGGCAAGAUCGAGCUGCUGCAGGCUUUCCAGGCCGUGGAGGCGGCCGUGCGGAGGUUCUUCUUCGCGUACCGGCAGGUCGUGGCGGCGGUGUGUGGCACGGCGGAGGCGUCGGGCAACCGGGCGCUGUUCGUGCCGGCGGAGGGGACGGACCCGCUGUCGCAGAUGUUCCUGGAGCCGCCCUACUUCCCCAGCCUCGACGCCGCCAAGACGUUCUUGGCCGACUACUGGGUUCAGCACAUGGCCGCCGCCUCUGUUCCGUCAGGGCGCAGCUGAAGGUUUGAAACGCCGAAAUACCGCGGCUAGAUGGGUUGCCACUUGCCACGCCGACGACCCGUGAUUUUGCAGGCUUAGAAGUUACCUAUGAUCCCCAGCCUGCAAUCCUACAGUGAUUCAUUUCAGUGGUGAUAGAUGAGUACAUAUACUCAUACAUGUGUGUGUUGUGACUUGUGAUGCCAUCUGUUCUAGUGUCCUAUUACAGAGUAUUUAACGGAGAGACAUUCAAUUAGAUCAAGUAGCCUGAUGUAAUUUCAUUUGCGGUUCGUUUAAUGUAAAUACAUUUUUGUCA
This is a messenger RNA of Triticum urartu, 1831 nucleotides long. RefSeq names its product nematode resistance protein-like HSPRO1. Gene Ontology annotation, biological process: defense response. Gene Ontology annotation, molecular function: heme binding; metal ion binding. Lineage: Eukaryota; Viridiplantae; Streptophyta; Magnoliopsida; Poales; Poaceae. The record is from RefSeq and is a predicted model, not a curated record.